AUGAACCAAGUCCUCGCCCUCCCCGAGCUCCUCGAGCCCAUCUUCCUCUCUCUUGACCUCCGAACCCUCCUGACCUCAGCCCAGCGGGCCUGCACGCAGUGGAGAAGUAUAGUCCGAGGCUCCUCCUCCUUGCAGGAGAAGCUAUUCUUCAAGCCCCGAGCAAUAACCAAGAGGCACUAUUCACCGGAACCGAUCUUCAACCCUCUUCUAACAACAGCCUUCCCCGCAAUCUUCCACGCCAACAACGCUAUCUCCCCACACAGCGACCAAGAAUUCAACAUCGCCGACCUAGAACUCAUCACGCACCCGGCCAAGCGAACAGCGUACCUGCGCCCCGAAGCAAGCUGGCGCACUAUGCUCAUCCAGCAGCCACCGACAUCCUCGUUCGGCAUCGUGCAACAUCAUGGCGGGCAACUCGGGUAUGGCGGCUCAUAUGAGAUCAUGAAGACGGAAGGUGGUUUGCGCAUGGAAGCACUGUUCGAAGCGCUAUUCUUCCACCAGGACAUCGACGCUUUCAACUGCCCCGACGGGAUCAUCUGGUGGAGCGAGGGCGCGGAGCCGAAGUUCGGGAGGUUGCUUGAGCCCUUUGCGGAGGAGGUGAAGAAGGUGGAACAGCCCGGUGUGCUGGUGCAUGUGAGCUUCUUUGCCACUUGUACAUCAACGGAAUCUGAGCUAGAGGAUGAGGAUUAUCGGGACGUGCUGAAGGCUGUGCAGACUGGGUACCGGGGGCUGGGGCUGGAGCCGAAGGUGUUGGCGGGGCCGGAGUGGGAAAGGCAGAUGUGGGAGUAUUCUAGAACGUGGGACUGA
This is a messenger RNA of Aspergillus japonicus CBS 114.51, 807 nucleotides long. RefSeq lists its product as uncharacterized. Gene Ontology annotation, molecular function: protein binding. Bases 1 to 807 code for a protein of 268 amino acids. Lineage: Eukaryota; Fungi; Ascomycota; Eurotiomycetes; Eurotiales; Aspergillaceae. The record is from RefSeq and is a predicted model, not a curated record. The transcript has 2 exons.